AAACACGCGGAGUCAUUUCCCCUUUGAAGACAACUCAGCGAUCCCCUCCUGUUUCUGCUUCGCUACUGUACUUGCAAAAUAGUGCGCCCUACUGUCUCCAUUGCGCAUGACUGUACGUCGUAAUAUGAAGUAGGCCUCCUGUUUUUCUCCCCAACCCCGGAGUCCUCCCCGGCCCCCACCGCCUCGAUGUCGAUGCAACGUUCAAGUAAGCAAAACACGGAGGUUGCUGUCGAUUAUUCGGGAAGGUGAGGUGUGGCUCUCUCACGUGAGGAUUUCUCCGUGCCUGGAAGCGUUGGCUCGAAAAAGUGGGAUAGUUACUUUGCCUGAAACGAGACAUUCCACAAAGUAAGUUUGACCACGAUGUCGUUCCCGUGGUCUGGCUCCCUCUCAUGACCCCAAUGACCCCGACACCAGUUGUGACCAGAGAGUCAGCUUUGGCCCAGAACCCGGUCUACAACCCCUAAAAAGACUGACCGAGUGCAUUGGCUGCAUUGGGGUGGUCUUCCAAAUGCCUACCUCACGCCUAAAGAGCAAAUCACUGCAGCCACAGCCCUGAUCAGCAGCCACCAUGACAUCAAGCAUCGGGGAUGAUUGUAGUAUCUUUGAUGGGUUGAUGGAAGAAGAUGAAAAGGACAAAGCAAAACGUGUGUCCCGAAACAAGUCUGAGAAGAAACGGAGAGACCAGUUCAAUGUCCUCAUCAAGGAACUCGGCACCAUGUUGCCUGGCAACACCAGGAAGAUGGACAAGUCCACCAUCCUGCAGAAAAGCAUCGACUUCCUGUGCAAACACAAAGAGAUCGCAGCCCAGUCGGAGUCCAGUGAAAUCAGGCAGGACUGGAAGCCUCCAUUUCUUAGCAAUGAGGAGUUUACCCAGCUCAUGCUGGAGGCUCUGGAUGGGUUCUUUAUAGCAAUAAUGACUGACGGGAACAUCCUCUACAUCUCCGAGAGUGUCACCUCUUUACUAGAACACUUACCGAUGGACUUAGUGGACCAGAACCUUUUAAACUUCCUGCCUGUCGGGGAACACUCCGAGGUCUACAAGGCUCUGUCGACGCACCCCACUGACCCCGAGAGCCUUAGCACGGAUUACAUGAAGAGUAAGAACCACAUGGAGUUCUGCUGCCAUAUGCUGCGAGGGGCCAUUGACCCCAAAGAGCCCCCUGUCUAUGAAUAUGUCAAGUUCAUUGGCAACUUUAAGUCUCUCAACAACGGUACGUCAGUCCCCAACAUGACGAGGAACGGUCUAGCGGGGGUGUUGCAGAGAUCACUUCAGCCUGCGUUCGACGACCAGGUGUGCUUUGUAGCCACUGUACGCCUGGCCAAACCUCAGUUUAUCAAGGAGAUGUGUACAGUGGAGGAGCCCAAUGAAGAGUUCACCUCUAGGCACAGUCUGGAAUGGAAGUUCCUCUUUUUAGACCACAGAGCUCCUCCAAUCAUAGGAUACCUGCCUUUCGAAGUUCUGGGAACAUCAGGGUACGACUAUUACCACGUGGACGACCUGGAGACACUAGCUAAGUGUCAUGAGCAUUUGAUGCAGUACGGUAAAGGGAAGUCUUGCUACUACCGUUUCCUGACUAAAGGUCAACAGUGGAUUUGGCUCCAAACGCACUACUACAUCACCUACCACCAGUGGAACUCUCGGCCUGAGUUUAUCGUCUGCACGCACACAGUAGUCAGCUAUGCAGAGGUGAGGGCAGAACAGCGCAGAGAGCUGGGUAUUGAGGAAGCCAACCCAGAAGUUACUGCAGAUAAGAGUCAGGACUCUGGCUCCGAGUCACAGUUGAACACGUCAAGCCUCAAAGAGGCUCUGGAGAGAUUCGACCGCAGCCGCACACCAUCGACCUCAUCGCAGAGUUCCCACAAGUCCUCAUCGCACAUCUCUGACAACACUUGCACGUCAACGGCCUCCAGGCUACACAUGGACACGGCCACGCCCCCACGACAGUCCCUGGCCUCCACCAUGGAGAUCUCGCAGCGCCGCUCAUCCAUCAGCAGCCAGUCUAUGAGCUCUCAGACCACAGGGCAGAGUGUAACUCCAAGUAUGAUCACUCAACAACAUCAACAACAACAACAGCAGCAGCAACAACAACAACAACAACAGCAGCAACAGCAACAACAACAGCAACAACAACAGCAACAACAACAGCAACAACAACAGCAGCAGCAGCAGCAGCAGCAGCAGCAACAACCACAGCAGCUACAGACAAACGUACAGCCGGUGAUUGAGUUCUCCGCCCAGGUGAACGCCAUGCAGCAUCUGAAGGACCAGCUGGAGCAGAGGACGAGACUGAUCCAGGCCAACAUCCAGCGUCAGCAGGAGGAGCUGAGACACAUCCAGGAUCAGCUGCAGAAAGUGCAGGGAACGGGCAUACAGAUGUUGCUGCAGCAGCAAGGCGGAGCGAUGAACGUGCAGCUCCCACAGGUGGGGCAGGUCCAACAGACGACGACUCUGACCAAUCAAGUCCAGCAAACAACAAUUAACCCCGUCCAUUCAGGAACUCAGCAGCUCACCAUCCAGCAGCAGGCCCCGCCCCCUCAGCAGAACCUCCAGCAGCAGACCAACACCCUCACACAGGCCCAGCGUCAGCCCCAGCAAACCCAGCAGGCUCAGCCCCAAACCCAGGGCUCUGUAUCUGCUCCUCUGUACAACACCAUGAUGAUUUCACAGCCAGGGCAGCCCAACGUGCUGCAGAUCAGCACCAGCCUGCCACAGAGCAACACGCAGCCGGGCACCGCUGUGGCCACCUUCACACAGGACCGACAGAUACGGUUCCCAGCAGGGCAGCAGCUGGUCACCAAGCUUGUGACGGCUCCAAUGGCAUGUGGAGCAGUCAUGGUACCCACCUCCAUGUUUAUGGGACAGGUGGUCACUGCGUACAACCCCUUUGGAGGACAACAGCAGGGAGGACAGACACAGACCCUGACUCUGCAACCAGCUCAACCUCAACAAGGCCAGCCCGACAACCAAAACCAAACAACUGUAGUGGCACAGAGCGGCCAGCAGGGGCAGCAGCAACAGCAGCAAUUCCUACAGGGCACUCGUCUCCUCCAUAGUAACCAGUCUACCCAGCUGAUUCUGCAGGCAGCUUUCCCACUCCAGCAACAGGGGACCUUCACCCAGGCGACCCAUCAACAGCAACCACAGCAGCAGCAGCAGCAACAACAACAACAACAACAACAACAGCAACAGCAGCAGCAGCAGCAGCGGCAACAAUCUCACCACCAGAGGCACCAGCAGCAGCUGAAACCACAGCCCCAGAAACAGCAGAAAGCCCCGUCGUCGCACAGGACUGACAGUGUCAGCAGCCAACCGCAGUAAAUCCUGGAGGAAGAUUUCUGGAAGUAGAGACACGGGGGAACUGAAACUCUUUUAACAGAUUGCUGCAUACGUGUUUGUUUUUUUGUUUUUUUCUGGUCGUGUGGCUGGAAACAAAUGUCCCCUUUUUUCCCCCCACGAAAAAAAUCGCUGCCCUCCCUUCCUUCAUCUGAAAAGAAGUGAAUCAUAGGAAAGAGGAAAGCCUGUGAGUCUGCAAGGAACUCACCAAGGAUUGUCACCAUGGCAACAGGAUGGAUAAAAAAUCCCCCCUUUUUCCCUCACCAGAGGCGGGACUGUAAGGGAAGAACACACUUAUUGCCACGGUAACGGCAGACUUUAUUUUUUUUUUUUUAGGUGUGUCAAAGAGGACUGAACUUGUACAGAUUUACUGUAUGAUAAAAAAAAAAAAACAACAACAAACGUGUAAAUAUCCAAUAUAGCCUAACAGGAAACAGAAAUGUAGUAUUUUAUAUGAUUGCAUGGAAAGAAUAACUGUGUAAGCUUUUAUUAGUCGCUUUUGAAAAAUUGAAUUUUUACUUUGUUCAAGUGUUUUCUGGUCAAAGACGGAGCAGUGACGUGCUCUCUCAGAAACCCCCCCCCCCUCUCCCUCCCGCCCCGCCCCGCCCCCUCUCUUCUCUUAAAAAAAAAAAAGAAGUCCAGAGUAAGGCUUUAAAGUUCUGUCGGUUUGUUUUAAAAAAAAAAAAAAGGUUGGGCUUGGGUUUUUUUUUUUUUUUUUUGUGGAAGUUGUGUUUUUAAACAAAGAGGACAAAGAGGACUGUCUCUGAGACAGAAAUGGCUCUUUUUAAACUUUGUAAGAAAACAUUUUAUUGUUUGGCAAGAAAAAUCUACAUUACAGUUUAACUGAACCAUUCACGGGACGAUCACUGGACGUGUAACGGGUUUAAGUGAUUCCAAGUGCCAAUAACAUAGUUUUUUUGUUUUGUUUUUCUUAUUAUUUCGAGCAGACUAUUCAAAGGCGUCGAUAUAUUUUCCAACAAGAUAUUACCCCGUAUAAAAGUCCAUGCGUGUGUAUAUAGUAGGGAUUAUUUUUUAAAACAGUCAGAGAGCCCUAUACGUAACAAACAGUAUAUCCUCAACCUCCUGAAACUUUAGCACUUGAUGUGGUUGUGUACAGUAAAUCACUGUCAAGACCUAGUUGUUUGUAAUCUGUGGUGUGAUUCUGUGAGCUAGUGUGUGUUUUUGGGAAUACAAUCUUUGUGUGCAUGAGUGUCCGUGGUUGAUGUGAGUGUGUGUGUGUGUGUGUGUGCGCGCGCGUGCGUGUGUGUGCGUGCUUGUUGCCCCUUGUGUCUUAUAAUAAAUGACUUAGUAAGGGUUUGAAGUUGCUGGAUGGUACUUGUAUUCUCAGGAAUGUGGGAAAGUUAUUCGCUUCUGCCUCAGUCUGGAACCAGACCAGGAAGGAUUAAACGGUGAUGCUGCAGAGACCGGAGGAAAACGUGACGCAAAGGGGUGGUGUGUUGAUUUAAUCGAAUUUGACCCAGUUUCAAAAAAAAAAAAGAAAAGCUUUUUCUUGUUUCCUUAUCGAGAGAGAGUGUGGAGGGAGAAGUCUCCACAGUAACAGCAUGGUGUUAUUCUGGCUGUUAUGGAGAAAUCACCACGAUUUGAAGACGUCAUGUACCAGCAUUUCUACUGCCUCGCUUAUCUCUGCAGCAUCGGCGUUUCAUCCUUCUUACUAUUCCUCCGCCUCAGAAACCCUCAUGCAGUUCAGUCCCCCACCACCACCCCCCCCCCCAUCUCUCAGUUCUCGUACAGCAGUUAAAACCGGGGCUGCGUCCGGGUCCGUUUGAAAAUGGAAACGGGCUCAGCCCCUCUACUACAGAUGAAAGCCAUAUCAAACAGAAAAGCCUUGGAUUGGAGGAAGUGUCAUGCUUGGCAAAGGAGCUUUUAGAAUGUGUUUGUCCUGUCUCAGAGUAUAGUAAAGACUGAGUGUGAGUGUGAGCGUGUGUGUGUGUGUGUGUGUGAGUGAGGGCGCAUGUGUGUAUGUGUGUGUGUGUGUGGAUAUAGCGUCUCCGACUUCUUGUAUCACUCGGGGGUCAUUAUUGGUUUCCCCUGGCGAUAGCCAAUCAGUUCUUGCGUUGCAGUAUAAAGAAAUAAUUGUAAUAUUCAAGAAACUUCCUCUCCAGUUGGGCUCAGUAUUCUGCAGGCCCUGUGUGUGUGGGACAGCUCAACUUGAAUACAUGUUUGUGCGUGAGAGAAAGCGUUUGUAUGCAUGUUAACCGUCACUGUAACCCAGUAUAUUUUCAUAUGGAAACAAGAAGUGUGACUGGAAAAAAAAAAGAGAGAGUCCAUGUCAGGCAAUGCAGAGCGUUGGUCACCUGGCUGGUUAUAGAGAAUAUGGGCAGUGUUAUUGUUUUACAAUGACAGACUGCACACCUUAUCACAAACCCUCAGAGAACAGUUCAUAAAGUAGACCGGCCGUGUGUCCGACUAAGCAGUAAGGAAUAGAAAUAUGUGUUUUAACGUAGAGCGGCUUACUAUUUGAGCGUGGUCUCCACCUCAUCACAUCGCAUACUCAGAUCCUCUUUACAUGAGUUUGUGUUGAAGGCAUCACUCUGAAGGGUUCAUUAUGAGAUGUUUUAGUUUGAGUCACUGAUACCCAGCCCAAAGAAUGUAAAGGUGUUUUAAAGAGACUAAUGGAUGUUGUAACUGUUGAUUCUUGGGGGAAAAAACAGGCUUUAUGAUGAAGGAAAACAAAGGGGUAUGAAAACAAAAUCAUGUCAAUAGUCCAUUUAUAAGAAUCUGAAAUACAAUCACAUUUACAGGCUCGGCAUUGUAACAGAACUUCUGAAUGUUUCACCAUAACGAACUUUCUGUUUCUCGAUCUUGCAACGAUCUCCUGACAACAAAGGGUUGGAAAAAAAAAAAAAAAAGAGUUGAAAGGUGAUGAAAGGUGUAUAGGUGUAUUUGGAAUUGGUCACGAUAAGACAGGACAGCGAGGCCCCCUUCUCCUCCCCCACCCCCCAGCCCCUCCAUAGAGAUACACAGAUCACCUUUCCACUACACAAUUUGAGUUCUAAAGAGUUCUAGUCCUAGUAUAAUACUGUACACACACACAAAGCGAAGAACACCAGUAUUCAGUGUAAAAUGGUGCUAUGCUUACCUGUACUGUAUGUAUGUAUAUCCCUUCUGCUCUUGAACUGUGCUCCUUUAUCUAACCCCACCCCCCCCAAAACGUCAAACGUAAUAAUAAUCAAUAUUUUGAAGACAAAUGUUUGCUAUUAUUAUAUUAUAACCUCCGCCCCGCCCCUUCUCCCCUCUUGGUCAAUUUGAAAAUAAAAACAGUUGCAAAUAUUAUACGUGA
Molecule: messenger RNA, 6635 nt
Organism: Labrus mixtus (cuckoo wrasse)
Lineage: Eukaryota; Metazoa; Chordata; Actinopteri; Labriformes; Labridae
Gene: clockb
Product: clock circadian regulator b
Exons: 24
Coding region: 569-3319 (916 amino acids)
Biological process (GO): regulation of transcription by RNA polymerase II; circadian regulation of gene expression
Cellular component (GO): nucleus; cytoplasm; CLOCK-BMAL transcription complex
Molecular function (GO): protein dimerization activity; DNA-binding transcription factor activity, RNA polymerase II-specific; E-box binding
Source: RefSeq, a predicted model, not a curated record